Paracoccidioides lutzii Pb01 is the source of this 276-nucleotide messenger RNA. RefSeq lists its product as hypothetical. The record is from RefSeq and is a predicted model, not a curated record. The transcript has 2 exons. The coding region runs from base 1 to 276 and encodes 91 amino acids.
AUGGUUGGUGAAGGAGGCCAUAUAGCUGCGCACGAGAGGACGGAUCAUGGGCCCGUGGGGGACGGAAGUCUCUUGAUGGAAAUUGUUCUUGAAGUUAUGGACAGGCAGGGAGGAGGCCGCAACCCGGCAGAGCCAGACACUUGCGCGGGCGGGACGGAAGGGGGAUAUGUGACAAAGGUGUCCUCAGCGGGCGUUACUGGGACCGUUGUUGAAGCUGGGAGGGAGGCCAGGGUGGAUGUUUCAACCAAAGCGGCGCCAAGCCCGGCUGGAGGCUAG